GUCAGAGGCGCUGAAGGCCAUCGAGACCGCCUACGUGGAGGCCACCUGCAACGCCAACGCCGUGGGCCUGGUGAAGCUCAUGGGCCGGCAUUGCGGGUACCUGACGAUGAUGUCGGUGCUGGCUGCGCGCAAAGUGGACAUUUGCCUGCUUCCGGAGAUGGACAUCAACCUAGACAAGGUCUUGGAUCAUUGUGUGGAGCUGGUGAGCACCAGCGGCUACGCAGUCGUCGUUGUGGCUGAAGGGUGCGGCGAGACGAUGUUGCACAGCUCUGGAGCCAUGGAUGAAGGCGGCAACAAGAAGAUCAAUGAUGUGGGCCCCUGGUUGAAGGAUGCCAUCACCGACCACUUCAAGAAUUUGAAGCUGCCAAUCACGAUCAAGUACGUGGACCCCACCUACAUGGUCCGGGCGGUGCCUGCAAAUCCCAAUGACAGCAUCUACUGCUCUGAGCUGGCGCAGGCAGCGGUGCACGCCGCCAUGGCCGGGUACACGGGGCUCACGGUGGGGAAAGUGGACCAGCACGUGGUGUACCUGCCGAUCAAAAUGCUCACCAGCAUGCCCAGCCGCAUCGUGGACGUGAAUGGGCGCUGGUUCGAAGCUUUGCGCACCACCACCCAGCAGCCCAACCUGGAGUUCACGGGCAAGGCCACGGCCAAGCCGUUGGACCCCAGCAAGCCGGUGCUGCGGUCCCACCGGGGCCUCCGCAAACUCAACUCCAUCGGGGACGUCGACGCAGCGGACACGCUGCGCGUGCCCGAGACAAAGCUUCAGAUCCUGGACGGCUUCGGCAAUAUCAAAAAGGAGCGCCAGCUGGCGCGAGACGAUCUCAUCCAGGACAGCGUGCAUAUCCGGUCUUUGCAGUGCUUCCACCUGAGCGAGCGGUACGGGCAGUUCAACUUGCCCUCCACGCUGAAGGGCGUGCGUUUGUUCAGCGACAACUUCUCCUGGACCUCCCAGGCGAUGUUCCUGGGAGACCGUGUGGACUCGGGCAAGGGCGCCCCCUACUUCAAGAUGACCCGCGCGGGUCCCCGGGAGACGCUGCACUUCGACCCCCACGACCCGGCCUCUUCGGCGGCGAUCAUCAGCUGCGGCGGCAUCUGCCCCGGGCUGAACUGCGUCAUCCGGGAGGUCGUGAACACGCUGUGGGCCUACGGGGUGCGUCGGGUCUACGGCAUCAAGGGGGGCUACAAGGGGGUCAUGGAGCCUGAGACCUGGCUGGAGCUCACUCCCGAGAUUGUCAAGGACAUCCACACGGAGGGCGGCACGAUGCUCAUCAGCGACCGGGGCAACCCCCCCCACAUUGAGAUGGCCAAGAUGUUGCAGAGCAAGAACGUGCGCCAGUACUUUGUCUUAGGCGGGGACGGCACCCACAAGGGCGCCAUGGAGACCUUCAACGGAAUGAUGGAAAUCGACCACGAGUGCGCGGUGGUUGGAGUGCCCAAGACCAUUGACAAUGACGUGCCGAUGAUCGACCAGACCUUCGGCUUCGACACUGCCUGCACGGAGGCCGCCAAGGCGGUGAAUACCGCCUACGUGGAAGCCAAGGGCAACGCCAACUGCAUCGGCUUGGUGAAGCUCAUGGGCCGUCACUGCGGCUUCAUCGCGAUGAACGCGGCGCUGGCGGCCAGGACGGUAGACAUCUGCCUGAUCCCGGAGAUGGACAUCGACCUGGAGAAGGUCUUGAAGCAGGUGGAGCAGCUCAUGCGGACCAAGGGCCAUUGCGUGAUCGUGGUGGCGGAGGGCUGCGGCGAUACCCUCAUCAAGAGCUCUGGGGAGAUCGAUGCAGGCGGCAACAAGAUCCUGGCAGACGUGGGGCCUUGGCUGAAGGACACCAUCACGGCUCGAUUCAAGACCUUGCAGCUGCCGCUGACCAUCAAGUACAUCGACCCGACCUACAUGAUCCGCUCGGUGCCGGCCAACUCCUUUGACAGCACCUACUGCUCCGUGCUGGGGCAGAUGGCGGUGCACGGUGCUAUGGCCGGGUACAGCGGCAUCACCGUUGGGAAGAUCUAUGAGCGCUACUGCUACCUGCCCAUCCAUGCCAUUACGAACCAGAAGGGCAAACGCGUGAACCCCAACGGCCGCUGGUUCUUCCGCAUGACGGAGUCCACCAAGCAGCCCAGCUUCCGCCCGGACGCGCCGGCGGCCUCGCUGAAGCUGCCACCCUCGGAGGCGACGAAUGCGCUGGAGGCGGGGCGUGCGGCAGGGGAGGCCGAGGUUUCCGCGGGCAGCGCCGGCCCUUCCGCGAGCGCGCUGGGGCCGCAGAAGCCGCAGGCCAGUGAUUCGGCCAGGGAAGCAGUCGCCUGGCUGGGCAGCCGGGCGCGCAUGGACCGCUUGGUUCUGGCGGCAUGGGUCCUGGCGCUAGUGGUGGGCUUCCUGCACUACAUCGAGGUCUCAGGCUACAAUUGCGUGACCAAUGGCCUCUCCGUGCCAGAGCAGAAGGAGGUGUUUCUCAAGACCGAGAAUGCGUUUUACUACUCCUACUAUGAGGAGUUCGUUGAGGCCCCGACUUUGGGCGCCGCUAUGGGGCGGAUGCUGCGGGACGACCGCAGCGAGGCGCCAGACGUGAUCAACGCGCUGCACCGCUUCAACAUCUACCAGGAGGUGAUCUGCGGUCUCCUCUUCCGCGGCGCUGCUCAUUUCCUUGGCCGCGAAAACUUGGUCGACCCUUGGUACUUCUUCCGCAGCUGCAGCUAUGCCUUGCAGGGCCUGGGCCACGUGGCGCUGCUGCGGCUCCUGGCGGCCCUCACCGGGGACGGCUGGCCGGCGCUGAUGCCAGGCCUCUCCCUCGCCAUUCUGACCUUCCUGCACCGCCUGGACUUCAGCCGCAUCCACGACGUGGGCAUGCUGGAGUUGCGGGAGAAUUGGGCCAUGCCAGUCAUCAUUGCGCAGGUCUGGGCCAUGACAAAGCUCUUGAUGACCCACCCGGACCUUUGCGGAGAAGAGUCCUGGGACUUCCUGCGCUGGAGGUGGGCCUACCGAUUGCUCACGGUGGUCUGCAUCUUGGUGUGGCAGUUCUCAGCCUUUGCCUUCCUGCUGCAAGUGUCUGCGGCCUUCCUCUGCUGCCUGCUUUCUUGCCGCCCCGGUGCCCGCAGCGCCAUGACUGAGCUGGUGACCUCUCAGCUGGUGGCGGUGGGGAUGGCGGGGGUUCUGCUCUUCGGAAACGGCCUGCUGGUGCAGCACUUGCUGGUGACCCAGUGUUUGGCCAUCAGGGCGGUGCUGUGGCUGCGGAAGGCGCCGAGCUGGCGGCUGCUGUUUUGGGUGGAUGGGGCGCUGGCGGUGGGUCUCUUCCUGAUGCUGCGGAUUCUACAGAGCCCCUUCGCCACGGCGGACGAGCAUGUCUGGGAGCUCUACGCGAACAAGAUGCGGACCUUAUUCCCCUCCUACCUGUCUCCUGUGGUUCAGAAGGAGCCCACCUUCAAUACGAGGCUGUACAACGCGGUCAGCGUCUUUGACUUCAUCAGCUGGAAGAACGUGGAGGUGGGCUUCGAGACCAAAGUCUACCUCUUCGCGGCGGAGGCCCUGCUACUCCACGCAGGCGCCUUCUUGUGGCGGGUGGGCCGCAAGGCAGCCAAGGAGGGCCAAGACUACGCCUAUGCCUUCGCCUGUUGUGUGCUGCUGGUGCAGACGGCGCUGUUUCUGGUGCUCGGAGCCUUCAUCAGCCGUCUGAAGUGCAUCGGGGCUCCGUUCCUGCUGCUUUUGGCCUGCAGUGCCAGCUCCCCACGGCAGCUGCAAGUGCUGCUGGGCCUUGACAGCGGAGGCCGCUGGCUGAGGCUGGCGGUGAUUCUCUUGGCGGCCGGGGCGCAGCUGGGGCGGUUGGCCUUCCUCUGCAGCAAGCUGCCCUUCAUCGAAAACCGCCACGCCAGCAUCCAUGCAGACAAGGCCUGGCCGGACGGCGACCGCGGAGAGUUCUUCAACUGGAUGACGCGCCACGUGCCAAAGGAGGAGAUUGUCUUGGCGGCCAUGACGCUCUCGGCGGAGCUGCGCCUUGCCACGCCGCUGAAGCUCGCCAUCCACCCGCAGUUCGAGGCCCAGCAUCUCCGCGACCGCGUGCAGGAGCUGUACCAGUUCUACCAGUGCACGCCUCCCGCGAGCUUUGCGAAGACCAUGAAGAAGUACCGGUCCCGGUAUCUGGUUCUCGAGUUCAAGCGCUGCAGCUUUGGGCCCUUCCUCUUGGACAAAUACCCGGAG
Molecule: messenger RNA, 4189 nt
Organism: Effrenium voratum
Lineage: Eukaryota; Dinophyceae; Suessiales; Symbiodiniaceae
Source: the annotation of a GenBank genome assembly